This is a messenger RNA of Trypanosoma grayi, 630 nucleotides long. RefSeq names its product RNA-binding protein. The record is from RefSeq and is a predicted model, not a curated record. The transcript has a single exon. The annotation marks the transcript as partial. Gene Ontology annotation, molecular function: RNA binding. NCBI's taxonomy places the organism in Eukaryota, Euglenozoa, Kinetoplastea, Trypanosomatida, Trypanosomatidae.
AUGGCCCAGGUAAAUCAACAACGUUUCGGUUGCUACAUCGGCAACAUUGACCGUAGCGUGACGUUGGAGGUCCUCCGUCAAGUGUUCUCUCAGUGUGGUACCAUCAUUGACUGCUCCCUUAACGGGAGGGACGAGGACCCGUAUCGCUACGGCUUCAUCGACUUUGCCUCCGAGGAUGAUCGUGCGCGGGCGAUGAAGUACAACGGCUUUACGCUCGCCGGUAGGAAGAUUAAGGUUGGGGUGAGCAAAGGCAAUGUCGGACGGCCAGAGGGGUACAACAACACCAGUAAUAAUAAUAACAACAGCAGCAGCAACAACAACAACAAUGGUGGUGGCGGUGGCGGCGGCGGUGGCGGCAAUACCAACAACCCUCAGCAGCAAUUGCAGCAGCCACAGGCUCCAGCGAUGGCGCUGGCGGCGAAUUUUCUACCCGCGGUGGUGCAGCAGCAAAGCACGCAACUCCUUAUGAAUCUCAUCCAGCGGGGCGCCGUAGACGUGAACCUGCUCACCCCUGAGCAGCAGCAGGCGCUGAUGGCGAGUCUUAUCCCACCGGCGGCUGCGCAAGCAGCGGGAGUUGCAGCGAUCCAGCAGGCCGCGCCGAUGCCGUACGUGCCGAUGCCGCAGCAGCCG